Messenger RNA from Bathycoccus prasinos, 1074 nucleotides. RefSeq lists its product with no specific name. The record is from RefSeq and is a predicted model, not a curated record. The transcript has a single exon. Gene Ontology annotation, cellular component: peroxisomal membrane. Bases 1 to 1074 code for a protein of 357 amino acids. Gene Ontology annotation, biological process: peroxisome fission; regulation of peroxisome size. NCBI's taxonomy places the organism in Eukaryota, Viridiplantae, Chlorophyta, Mamiellophyceae, Mamiellales, Bathycoccaceae.
AUGUCCGACAAAGUCUCGUCGUCUCCGUUGAAAUCAACUUCACCUUUACUUUUGGGGAAGAAGAACGGCGACGAGUUUGUUGCGAAUUCUUCUUCUUCCGACGACGACGACGACGCGUCGUCGUUUACGUCCUCGUCCGAGGAGGAGGAAAACGAGGAGAAAAAGAAACGCGAAACAUUGGGAGUGGUUGAGUUUUUAUCGAACGUCGGGAAGCUCUUGGAAACGAGGGAAGGCAUCGAUAAGACUUUGAAAACGUUAAAGUAUUCAUCCGUGUUAACGGCUUUAGUGUUGGUUGGUAACGAGAACGACGAAGACGGACAACAACAACAACAACAACGAACCGCGAAGCAGUUGAGAAAACUUGCGAAAAGUUUGAGCAUAAGCCGCGGGUCGUUGCGGCUGGGGAAGUUUUUAAAGUUUUCUUUGCAGUGUCGAGAACAUUUGGUGCUGUAUUUAGCCGCUCGAGAAGGAGGAAGGAACAAAAGAAGUUCGAAGAGUCGAGAGCGGACGUAUAAACACGCGUUAGAAUUUUUAGCUUUAUUCACGGAAGCGGUGUAUUAUUUUUUAGAACAAGGCGUCUGGUUACAAAAUGUCGGCGUGUUUAGACCGGACGAUCCGGUGAAACGGAAAGAGUUGAAGAUGUUGGCGAUGAAAGUAGAAUUUUUCAUGUACGCUACGUCCAUACCGUUAAGAAUGGUGGAGUGGCGAGAAAUCGAGAGAUUGGAAAAGGCAAUGUGCGUGAAAAAAAAGAACGAAGCGGUCGCGUACGAGAGGAGCAUGUCGCCGAGUACACGGUUCCUUGCUUUCAUUUCGUCGCCGCAAAAGAGAGGAGUGGACGAACGACGAGAGAAAGAAAUAAAAGACGAGGAAACGGCAGCCUUCGCGAAAGCAAACGCGAUCAAGUCGAUUGUAAAAGACUCUUUGGAUUUAGUUUUAGUCACUUCAGAUUUAGAGUGGAUUCGCGAGCAACGCGCUCGUGACUUUGUCGCGAACGAGUGGGUGUAUUCCACGCUCUCCUUGAGCUCUGCGUUGAUUUCCAUCUCCAAGUUAUGGGCGAAAACGUUGCGCGUGUAA